GCCGGCUCUAUAAAGCCCCCAGGGCUGAGUCACAAACCCCGUCACUUUUCCCAGACAGAGACGAUGCUGAUCCUGAUCCUGCUGCCUGUCGUCUUCCUCCUGCCCCCCGGGGCUGGCGCUGGUGAGAUCGUCGGGGGGCAUGAAGCCAAGCCCCACUCCAGGCCCUACAUGGCCUUUCUGGAAAUACAACGCGGAGACACGAUUUUUCACUGCGGCGGGUUCCUGGUGGCGGAGAACUUUGCGCUGACGGCCGCUCACUGCCAGGGAGACAGCGUCACUGUGGUUCUGGGAGCCCACAACCUCAGCCAACGGGAACGGAGCCUGCAAGUGAUCCGAGCGCGACGGCAAAUCCCCCACCCGCAGUACGACAGGGAGACGAGGAACAACGACAUCAUGCUGCUGCAGCUGCAGCGCAAAGCCCGUCGUGACGGGUACGUCAGCCUCCUCCCCCUGCCCGAGGACCAGCAGCGCGUGAGUCCGGGGACCGGUUGCAGCAUCGCCGGCUGGGGCCGGACCAGCGCCGCCCACAAUCUGACCUCAAAUGUGCUGCUGGAGGCCGACGUGGUGGUGAUGCCGGACGCCGACUGGCUGUGGGUGGGGGACCCCGCGGCGGGCAGAAGCUCUUUUGAGGGCGACUCUGGGGGCCCCCUCGUGUGUGGGCAAAAGGCCCAGGGCAUCGUCUCGUGGGGAUCCACCGAUGGCAUCCCCCCGGCUGUGUACGCGAGAGUCUCCACCUUCCUGCCCUGGAUUCAGGAGACGAUGAGGAAGCUGCAGUUCUGAGCCACCGGAAAGCACCGAACAGCCUAGAAUUGCACCACCGCUGUGUCGUGGCUUGGCCCAGGUGUAGGACUGCUUUGCAAUGGGGGGCUGAGUCCCCGUCCCCUGUCCUACCCAAGCCAUGGCUCUCUGCUCAGGCAGCGCCAAAGCCCUGGGCAUCAAGGAAACUCCGGGAAGGGAACGCCAGGAAAGCCGGGCUUAACUGCUUGCACGUCAAUCCCCGGCGCUGAUCAACCGCUUCCCUCCUCCCCUGCCCUGCCGCACGGCCCACA
Molecule: messenger RNA, 1049 nt
Organism: Pelodiscus sinensis (Chinese soft-shelled turtle)
Lineage: Eukaryota; Metazoa; Chordata; Testudines; Trionychidae
Source: RefSeq, a predicted model, not a curated record